UCAAAAGCUAAGCGCUUUCUCUCUCUCUCUCUCUCUCGAAACUUUUUUAAAUCUCUUUUUUUUAUCACAUUUCAUUUUGAAACUUUCUCUGCAACUGAGCCGACUGAUCUCCCAAUUUUCUCCACAAUUCCGUUCUAUACCCACCAUGCCUUUUCUUGAUAAAAAGCUCAGUUUUUUCUUCCAAGUCCCUUCGUACAAGAUGGCUUUAAGGUUUUAGGUUUUUGGGCUUUAGGGUUUUCUGACGUUGCAGAGGAUAAUGAACGCCAAUUCUUCAAGUGGGGAAGGGAGUAUGCAAGGGGUUGCCACUCAUGGAGGGAGUUAUGUACAGUACAAUGUUCUUGGGAACCUUUUCGAGGUUUCUUCAAAGUAUGUUCCCCCUAUACAACCCAUUGGUAGGGGUGCAUAUGGUAUUGUCUGCUGCGCUCGGAAUUCAGAAACCAAUGAAGAAGUGGCUAUCAAAAAAAUUGGGAAUGCCUUUGACAACAGAAUUGAUGCAAAGCGGACCCUUCGGGAGAUUAAGCUCCUUCGCCAUCUGGACCAUGACAAUAUAAUUCAGAUCAAGGACAUCAUACGGCCACCCCAAAGGGAAAACUUCAAUGAUGUAUAUAUUGUAUAUGAGCUAAUGGACACAGAUCUCCAUCAGAUAAUACGCUCUAAUCAAUGUUUGACUGAUGAUCACUGUCAGUAUUUCAUGUAUCAAUUAUUGCGUGGACUAAAAUACAUACAUUCUGCCAACAUUUUGCACCGAGAUUUGAAACCCAGUAACCUGCUUCUCAAUGCAAACUGUGACCUCAAAAUAUGCGACUUUGGGCUUGCAAGAACCACCUCUGAGACUGAUUUUAUGACAGAGUAUGUUGUGACUCGUUGGUAUCGGGCACCUGAACUACUUCUGAAUUGCUCAGAAUACACAGCUGCUAUUGAUAUUUGGUCGGUAGGUUGCAUAUUCAUGGAGAUCAUGAAGCGAGAGCCAUUGUUUCCUGGUAAAGACUAUGUCCAGCAAUUAAGACUAAUAACAGAGUUAUUAGGAUCACCAGAAGACUCUGAUCUAGGGUUUCUAAGAAGUGACAAUGCUCGGAGGUAUGUGAGGCAACUACCCCAUUUCCCAAAGCAGCCAUUCUCCGAGAAAUUCCCAGACUUGUCCCCUGAAGCCAUUGACCUUGUAGAGAAAAUGCUCGUGUUUGACCCUUGCAAGCGAAUUAGUGUUGAAGAGGCAUUAAGGCACCCUUUUCUGUCAAGCCUUCACGAAAUAAAUGAAGAACCUAUCUGCUCGUCUCCUUUCAAUUUUGAUUUUGAACAGGCUUCAUUCACUGAGGAGGAUAUAAAGGAGCUUAUAUAUAGGGAAUCUUUGAGUUUCAAUCCAGAUAUGAAGUAGUGGAUGUAUUUGAGUGCUCUUUAAUCCUAUUGAUCGUUCCCCUUCCCUUUCUGUUCUUCGGUGUCCUGGUGAGUUACUGUUGUGGAUCUGGAUCAAGAAAGUUACAUAUUUAAAUGCAAUACUGUGUUGGGUAUCGAAUAGAGCGAAGCCAAGUGUUGCAUAAAGAAAGAAUUGUGUUUUCUUUAUUUGCUUUGGUGGUGGGAAGGUGUUAUGCAUAUGUUGCAGUGGUUUGAUAUAUGGGUUCUGGACUUCCGUGUUAUGAAAUAAGAUGUUUGUUAGGUAAAAGAUUAUGGAGUCGUCAUGGCCACCACACUUAAGUAUGUUAUUUAUGUAACUAUAGGGGAAGUACCCCCUUUAUAUGUCUUUCACAUUUUCUACUUUGUAUGCCUCAAGCAUAACAAUUGGGAUAUGGAAAAAUGAUAUAUUGAUGAGCAAAA
Amborella trichopoda is the source of this 1809-nucleotide messenger RNA. Its product is annotated as mitogen-activated protein kinase 4b. Gene Ontology annotation, biological process: protein phosphorylation. Gene Ontology annotation, molecular function: ATP binding; MAP kinase activity. NCBI's taxonomy places the organism in Eukaryota, Viridiplantae, Streptophyta, Magnoliopsida, Amborellales, Amborellaceae. The record is from RefSeq and is a predicted model, not a curated record.